UAAAAGUAGGAGGUGCGUGCAUUUUGGCCUUUGAUUGUGAGAAUGAGCAGAAAGAUAGAGAGAAAUAAGGAUGGUGCAAAUGCAAUGAGAGAAGAGAGGAAAGGAAAAUACGCUACUUACUUAACAAACAGACAGAGAAACAAGGAAGAAAGAAGCAUUCCAUGACCGUGAGGGUACCUUGCCUCUAGGGAACAGGCUCUUUGCCUUCUCCGAAAGGCCAGGGUCUUCGUCACUGUCAGAGUAAGGGGAACAAGUCCUCUGCAUCAAUGGUAACUUGUUCCACACUGAGUCUUCACCUUCUUCUACCUUUAAUCAAAUAGCAUGACCUUUAACAAUCGCGAUUCUCAAUUUCUGCAUCUCUCCCCCUUCCUUUUCUUUAGGGUUUCUUUCCCAUCUUCAGGUGUUGUUGGUAUAGUAAGCCAUGCCGACAUAUACAGCAAUAGCUAUGGAUAGAUUAAUAGAAUCCGGGGGCUCGAAAUCCAUGACAACUUCCAAGAUAGAAGCAAGUUUUGAUAGAAGCAAGAAUGGUUCUAGUUCAAAACUAGAAAGGAAAAUCAUCCAGACUAAUGUAAAGAUGGAUGAUAGCAAUGGUAAGCCCUCGAUAAUAGGAGAUAGAAAAGAUCACUGGACUCAAAUAUCUCCUGCACUAUACACAAUUCCCAAGCCAACACCCCUUCCAGAUUCUCCUUCGUCAUUUCCUCCGUCGCCCUACAUAAUUAAUCACAAGCGCCGAGGUCCACGCCUUUCUCAAAGUUUCACCGAAGAUGAUUUUGGCACUCAACAAGAAGCUCUUGAUGGAGAGAAGAUGGAUGAGAAAUUAAGAGAGACGAAGAAAGACCUCUCCAGUAAAUCUCUUGAUGACCCUUCCAUUUCCAGGGAGGCAGUUAAUUGUGUGGAAGAGGAUAAUUUGCUAUUCGCUACUGAUAACCUUGUUAAGGAUGGUGAAGUGACUGACCUCUGUGAUGGAGAGCUUCUUCACCGAGAUAUGCAUAAUGGUUUAUCUGGGCAAAAUGGUACAAUGAAGUCUGUGGCAUUCAAUUUGCGGAGAGGGGGUGAAGCUGAUGAUUUCUUUGACCCACAGGAAUCUCUGAGUGUCAGAAGUUUUGGUGAGAGUGAGAGUAAUGGUGGAUUCCAGCGCUGUUUAAGUUCCAUGACCCCAAUGGGAGAAUUUUAUGAUGCUUGGGAAGAACUAUCUUCAGAGAAUGGGCCACAGUUACCUACAAAUGAUUUUGAAAAUGAGCUACGAGAAAUAAGAUUGAGCUUAUUAACGGAAAUUGAAAAGCGAAAGCAAGUAGAAGAAGUUCUAAGUAAUAUGCAAACUCAGUGGCAGACGAUUCGUGAACGAUUAUCUCUCGUGGGAUUGAACUUCCCUUCUAAUCCUGUUGCUGGAGUGGAAUUGGACAAUGAACAGCCAGAUGAUCAGGUGGAAGAUUUGUGUCAACAAGUCCACAUCCUUCGGGUCGUAUCAGAGUCCAUUGGUAAGGGAAUAGCAAAGGCUGAGAUGGAGACAGAAAUUGAGACUCAAAUUGAGUCAAAGAACUUUGAGAUAGCUCGACUAUGGGACAGGUUGAAUUAUUAUGAAGCUGUGAAUCGAGAGAUGUCACAGAGGAACCAGGAAGCUAUAGAGACAGCACGUCGUCUUAGGCAAAUAAGGAAGAGAAGGCAGAAGAAAUUGAUAUGGGGUUCAAUUGCUGCUACAAUUACUAUAGGCUCUGCUGUCUUAGCCUGGUCUUACUUUUUUACUGGAAGAGAAUCAUCUUCUUUGGAUCAAUCUCAUAGUCGUGAGGGAGACUCUGCAUCAGAACUAUGAGUUCUCAAUUAAUAGGUUAAAGUGUGCUUAUUUAUUAUACAGGCAAAUAAGGAAGCCGGAGAUCAAUCUUACUACUUGUCUUGUGAAUAUCAUCAUAUAUUUUUUUGUCCUUUUUGAUACAUAAAGCAUAUUUUUGCUACUACACAUGUACAGAUCCUCAAAAAUAAAUAAAGUUUUUACUCUGUGGUUGUUAGCACCACUAGGAAGUGGUUCAUAUAA
Messenger RNA from Solanum lycopersicum (tomato), 2029 nucleotides. RefSeq lists its product as uncharacterized. The record is from RefSeq and is a predicted model, not a curated record. Lineage: Eukaryota; Viridiplantae; Streptophyta; Magnoliopsida; Solanales; Solanaceae.